UCAUUGCCAGUUAUUACAGUUGCAGUAACUACUGGCUUCAGGCUUGAGCUUAACAGUCAUCAUGGUCUUUACACUGGUAGCUCUCUCUUCUUAAUCAAUGAUCAUGUGCUCCAAAUUCACUUGCUUGACUUGAUCACAUGCAAUAGCCUAUCGCACACGUACACGGAUCUUUUUCAUAUAUGCUGCCUGGAGGCUACCGAAAUUUCACGUUCACUCUACAGAACCAGCUUCAUUUUCUGUUGCGGUGAUAGAUAUUUCUUCCUUCAAGUCUUUUCCCACCUCUCUCACCCCCACUCUCACUUAUUCUCUCUCACUCUCUCUCACUCUCUCUCAUACAUAUUUCCCCAAUACAGAAUUAUACCGUGAGCUUUUAACUCACUGACCCAUCACUUUUGUUCUGUCCGUCCAGGACUCCAACCUUCACCAUGUCGGCUAUUACUGACGAACCGGUGUUCAAAUGCAGAUCUCCUGGCUGCACCUAUAGCUACAAGAAGCUCAAAUGGACACUGGAGCACAUGAAGAAUGUCCACGACUACUGCGUGAAGUGCGAUGAGCUUUUCAACGAUUGGCAGCAGAUGGUCGACCACAAGAUCACUGAUGAGAGGCACACCGAAGACCCGGACGAGGUCCCGAUCUGCCACAUCUGUGGCACAGAAUUCGCCGAGAAGAUUGAACGCGUGCAGCAUUUCACCCGGUUCCACCCGUUGAUCCAUAGUGUCAACUGCGUGGGCUGCGGAAAGCCCUUCGGAACCCCCGCUGCCUACGUAAACCACCUCGAGAAGGGGUUUUGCAAGAAAAUUACAUCUGACCGGUUCUAUGGACGCGUUCAACACAAGAGCAUCGUCAAAACCAUCAUGACGGACCCCGACGCAGCGAGAUUGGUUUUCGCCAAGGACUUCUCUGGAGCUGCGGAAGAUGCAAAUGAUGUGACCUCGCCCGUCGGAGGAAUUGAGGCCGUUGUCGAUGACAAAUCCCCGCCUUCGAUCAAGGAAGCUAGUAUGGAAGAGGCCACAGCAGUCAAGACUGCUCGAAGCAAUGAAGGGAUGGAUGAGGUCGAGAUGCCGACGUUGGGUUUGGACGACCCCGAUAUUCCGUUCGUGAACUGGGACGACGAUGAUGACCCCUAUGGGCUGAAACUCAGCCAUCCUCCUGUUCUUUCCGUGUCGAAGGCAACCUUCCCAGUCUCUCCAGUCCAAGACGAACUGAAGGCAACCUCACCAGUCACUCCGAUCGAAGCCGAAAUCAAGACAGUCCACCCACUCCCGGUGGAGCCUAUUGCUGCCCCAACUGAAUCCAAAGCCCUGGGCGAUGUUGAACUUCCUCCUGAACUACUCGCGAAGUUCAUGGCAGCGGAUGGAAACAUCAUGGACGAUCUUAUGGGCGGCUUGGAAGAGAUGGGUCUCCUUUCCGUGAACGACGAUGCCCAUCACCAGCGGCAACCGAGGGCGGAACCCACGGAGCAACUUGUUCACCGCACGCACGGCUGGGAAAAGGCACUGACCGUUGAGUAUAAGUCUCGAGUCGAUCUCGUCCCGUACGGGAACAACUCGAUAUUCAAACUUGAAACCUGGGAUCCCAACCACCCCGACUUCAAUUGCGACCCCUUCUACAACCCGAUCCAAGAAUGUUACGCAUGCCCCUAUCCGUCAUGUUCUGAUACGCUACCCUCCAAGGAGAAUGUCAAGGCGCAUUUCGCGACGAUCCAUGCAAUUAGGUUCGCGGGGUGUCCAAUUUGCCAACGACGGUUCAAGUCAUUUGCGGGACUUACGGCCCACGUCACCGCGCCAGACAACCGGCGCUGCAGCAUUGGACACUCGAAUAAGUUCAAUGAGUAUCUGGAUCAGAUCACUGGUGGAUUCGUGACUAUGGAGGAAACCUGCGGGAGGGAGGGUGAGGGUCAGGAGUACGAGGUUGUUAAGCGGUACAGUGAGGCUAAGCCCGUGGGCUGGGAUCAAGAGAUGGGGAGGAGAAAGAAUGUGGUCGUCGGACGCCCUGCCCUGUCUUCUACUUAAGUCGAUGGAGGAUUCGUUACCAACGAAAUGGGUCAGGUCUCGGGGGAGUGGGCGGUGAACGAUGUGGCAAAGAUUGCUGAGGCAGUUCAC
This is a messenger RNA of Eremomyces bilateralis CBS 781.70, 2102 nucleotides long. RefSeq lists its product as uncharacterized. NCBI's taxonomy places the organism in Eukaryota, Fungi, Ascomycota, Dothideomycetes, Eremomycetales, Eremomycetaceae. The record is from RefSeq and is a predicted model, not a curated record. The transcript has 2 exons. Bases 426 to 2012 code for a protein of 528 amino acids. Gene Ontology annotation, biological process: regulation of transcription by RNA polymerase II. Gene Ontology annotation, cellular component: nucleus.